Messenger RNA from Lichtheimia ornata, 720 nucleotides. RefSeq lists its product as uncharacterized. NCBI's taxonomy places the organism in Eukaryota, Fungi, Mucoromycota, Mucoromycetes, Mucorales, Lichtheimiaceae. The record is from RefSeq and is a predicted model, not a curated record. Bases 1 to 720 code for a protein of 239 amino acids. The transcript has a single exon.
AUGGACAACAACCCAUUUCGUUCUCAAAAUGCCAACAUGUAUACAGGAAUGCCUUCUGGGCAAGGCCAGUUUCCACAGAGCAAUCCAAUGCCAUCCACUUCAAACUUUGGCAAUAGCAACUUACUUGUAGACACGAGUCUUCCCGGUUCUACCCAGCAACACCAGCCAUUACAACAACAACAACAACCAUACUAUUCUCCUCAACAACAACAGCAUCCACAACAAUCCUUUUAUCAACCUAUGAACAAUCAACAAUUCGGCUAUUCUCAAGCGCCUCAACAGCAACCUACUAGUACGACUACAACGACAUUUCCUUUCAUGCAACAACAACAACAGCAACCCUCUUUCCAACAACCACAGCAAACAUCCUCAUUUUAUAAUCCCACUCAAUCAUUUGGCUAUGGUGGCUCUUUCAAUAAUGGAGUAACGAGUUUCCCACAAUACCAGCAGCAACAGCAACCACAAGCAUACGAUCCAUCCAAUGUCUUUAUUCCCCAAAAUUUCGGUGUCUCUUCUACUGGUAAUAAUAAUAACCCCGGUGCUCAGCAAUUCCACCAACAGCAAAGUAUGCCUCAACGGCCGACUGUGGAUGCAAGCGCUUAUCUAAAAAAGAGUGGCAAGGUACGCAAAGAGGAAUGCCCAAUUUGUCACAAGAUGAUUGAAGGCGAUGAUCCAGCUAUUAAUCACCAUGUCAACGAGCAUUUGGAAUACGAUAUGUAG